GCAACACCUCACCAUGCAAACAAACACACACUACUACUAGUACUGCAAAGCAAACAAAGUCCAACAGAGAAAAGAUGGGAGUUUCCAAGGUGGCUGUGGCCGUGGCGGUGGUGCUGAUGGUGGCGGUGAUCGAGCGUGCAGCCGUGGUGGAGAGCAUAACAUGUGGACAGGUGACGGGCUCGGUGGGAUCGUGCCUGGGAUACCUCAAGACUGGAGGGAAGCCAGUGCCAGCGUGCUGCAACGGAGUGAGGGGGCUCAACAGCCUGGCCAAGACACCCGCUGAUCGCAAGCAGGCGUGCAAUUGUCUCAAGACCCUGGCUGGUAGUGUCAAAGGGAUUAACUACAGCUUUGCCUCUGCCCUCCCUGGCAAGUGUGGCGUUAGCGUUCCUUACCCCAUUAGCCCCAAUACCGACUGCGCCAAGGUGAAUUAAGGUCGGGAGGUUUCCCAACAAUGGACCGACGAUCUAGCUAUCUAUCUGUAUGAGUCCGUUUGUCUGUGGGAGAGGAAUUUGAGCUGCAGAGUUACAAAAUAUUAAUUAUAAUAAUAACGAUUAGAUCGAGGUGUCGUUGAUUGUUCGAUCACGGUCCAUAAUCGAUUUAUAGCCGCUUUGUUUAUGUUAAUUCCUGUAAUUUGUUUCUCAAUCGUAUGUCGAGCAUUAAUAAUUACCAACGUCCAUGGCAUACACCAUAUAUAUCGUUGCUCAUUUGUCUACGCUGCAUGCGUUUGAAUCAAAGUAAGGUUGCUUA
Messenger RNA from Daucus carota subsp. sativus, 747 nucleotides. Its product is annotated as non-specific lipid-transfer protein. Gene Ontology annotation, cellular component: membrane. Gene Ontology annotation, biological process: lipid transport. The record is from RefSeq and is a predicted model, not a curated record. Bases 75 to 431 code for a protein of 118 amino acids. NCBI's taxonomy places the organism in Eukaryota, Viridiplantae, Streptophyta, Magnoliopsida, Apiales, Apiaceae. The transcript has 2 exons. Gene Ontology annotation, molecular function: lipid binding.